AUGAACGACGAUACAGACAAUCGCCAAAUAGCACAAAUAGCAGAGAUUCCUCCUGAGCUGGACAAUAUGUUACUGAACUUCACAAUAAAUGUUCUCUUAGAAAAGCCUGAUGACUUGUACAACCACGCCGCCGAAUACUUCUGCAGACUGCGAGACGAAAACGCUUCUAAUACAGCUGAGAAGGACAAAAUAUCAGACACCUCCGAUGGAGAGGCUGUGGACGAGGGUGAAAUCGCUCGAAUUCUUGGCGCUCGGAACAGCAGACGUUCCACUGUGUUUGGGGAGGCUUACAACCCGGAAGAAGACUAUGAAGAAGAAGUACAGAAGUUCCCCAAAAACGAAGACGAGUACCAGACGAUCAAAAAUCAGAUGCGAGAUGUGUUUUUGUUUCGGGUUAUGGACGAGGUCGCUUUGGACGCUGUCAUAGAAUCCAUGCAGCCAAGGAAGGUAGAGCAAGGUGAGAUAGUGAUUGAACAAGGAGAUGAUGGUGAUUAUUUCUAUCUCAUUGAUAAAGGAAACUUUGAGGCAUUUGAAGAAGAACCUACAGGUUCUCGAAAAUCAUUAAAAAAAUAUGAAGGCAGCGGGAGCUUUGGCGAACUUGCAUUGCUUCAUAAUCAACCCAGAGCAGCUACUGUGGUAGCAUUGACGAAUGGAAAACUGUGGGCAAUGGAUCGAGCUUCAUUUAACAGGCUGGUCGUAAAGCGAGCGUACAACAAGCGUAAGGCCUACAUGAAGCUCCUAGAAGGGGUGCCAGAGCUACAACCCCUAACGGAGUACGAGAAAAUGCAGCUUUGCGACGCCCUGGUGCCCGUCCGUCGCAAGAAGGGUGACAACAUCGUCAUCGAAGGAGACGAGGGAGACGGCAUGUACAUAAUCGAGGAAGGGAUGGUGAAGGUGGUGAAGGGUAACAAGGAGAUCUGCAAACUCGGAAAGGCGAGCUAUUUCGGAGAAAUGGCUUUGGUCAAGCACCAACCGAGAGCUGCAACCGUGACUGCAGUGGAAAACACCAAACUAGCUUUCCUGGAUGUGCAGGCAUUUGAGAGAUUGCUCGGCCCCUGCAUGGACAUCCUGAAGAAAAGAAUGGAAAGUUAUAAGUGA
Uloborus diversus is the source of this 1098-nucleotide messenger RNA. Its product is annotated as cAMP-dependent protein kinase type II regulatory subunit-like. The transcript has 3 exons. Gene Ontology annotation, cellular component: cAMP-dependent protein kinase complex. NCBI's taxonomy places the organism in Eukaryota, Metazoa, Arthropoda, Arachnida, Araneae, Uloboridae. The coding region runs from base 1 to 1098 and encodes 365 amino acids. Gene Ontology annotation, molecular function: cAMP-dependent protein kinase regulator activity. Gene Ontology annotation, biological process: regulation of protein phosphorylation. The record is from RefSeq and is a predicted model, not a curated record.